This is a messenger RNA of Dictyostelium discoideum AX4, 2559 nucleotides long. RefSeq names its product myosin heavy chain kinase (gene pakB). Lineage: Eukaryota; Evosea; Eumycetozoa; Dictyosteliales; Dictyosteliaceae. The coding region runs from base 1 to 2559 and encodes 852 amino acids. Gene Ontology annotation, cellular component: cytoskeleton; membrane. The transcript is spliced from 3 exons. The record is from RefSeq and is a predicted model, not a curated record. Gene Ontology annotation, molecular function: ATP binding; protein serine/threonine kinase activity; protein serine kinase activity.
AUGGAGCAAUCAAAAAGAGUUUCCAUGAUGAGGGAAAAGUUUGAAGCACAAUCAAAUGAAGCAGAAUCAUCGCCCCCACCAAAUAGAAAACCACCACCACCAAAUAAAAGGGUACAAACCAAUGGUACCAGUUCAUUAAAUUCAUCAGGAAGUUCAUUUGUAUCACCAUCACCAUCACCAUCACCAUCACCACAACAACCAGUCAAAAGACCAUUACCAUCACCAGGUGUAAAUAAACAAGCCCCACCAGCAUUACCAACACAACCAAGACCACAACAACAACAACCAGAAAUACCAGUUAGACCAACAACACCAACUCGUACACCACCAAAUUUAAUAAAUAGCAAUGGAACAAGUGGUGGUAGUGGGUUUAGCAGCAGCAGUGGAAAUAGUGGAUAUAGUAGUAGUAAUAAUAAUAAUAGCAAUAGCAAUAGUUCAAUAAAUAUGAAUGGAAAUCAUUCAAAUGGAUUAAAUGGUGGAAGUUCAAAUCCAGUACCAAUGAGAAAAGUUAGUUCACCAAUAAAUAUAGCAAAUGGUACAACACCACCACCACCACCACAACCAACACCAUCACAACAACCACAACAAUCACCAUCAUCAGCUUCACAUAAUAAUACACAACACAAUAUACCAUCACCACCACCAUUACCAAAUAAUAAACCAAAGAAAUUAGCACCAACAGCUGUCCCAGCAGGACUUGGCAGUAUCAUUGGUGGUCCAAAAACUCCAGCUAUCAGUCCUGGAUCAACCUCACCAUCACUUGGUUCAUCAAAUGGUAACAUACCAAUUUCAACUACAUCCACACCAAUUACACCAACCCCACCAAUUUCUGUUCCAUUAGCAACCUCACCAAAUAAUUCACAUAAAGAUAGUAUUUCAAAUAGUAAUAGUAAUAAUAAUAAUAAUAAUAAUAAUAAUAAUAAUAAUAAUAGUUCAAAUGCAACUACAUCACCACCAUCCCCACCUGUUAGCAACGUUGGUAAUAAACAAGAUGAAGAGAAAAAAGGAUUUCUAUCAAUUUUCACUAAUAAGAAAAAGAACAAAGAUAAAAAGAAAGAAUUUUCAGUUGGAUCACCAUUUAAUGUUAAACAUAAUAUUCAUGUAAAUUAUCAUAGUGUUACUGGUUUUGAAGGUUUACCAAAAGAAUGGGAAGUUAUAUUACAAUCAUCUGGUAUUACCAGAGAGGAUGUUGUUGAACAUUCAGAGGUAGUUAUUGAUGUUUUAGAUUUCCAUAUGCAACAACAACAACAACAAGCUCAACAAGAACAACAAGCAUUAAUGCAAAAACAAAUGCAACAAUCUGGUAUACCUGCACAUAUGUUAAAUAAUCCAAAACCACCAACUAUACCAAUUCGUGAUGCAAAUAAACAACCACAUAAUCAACUUCAACCAACUCCACAUCAACCACCACAACACCACCAUCAACAACAACCACCACAACAACAUCAUCAUCAACAACAACAACAACAACAUAAUAAUAAUAAUAAUAAUAAUAAUAAUAAUAAUAAUAAUAAUAAUAAUCAACAAUCAGCACAACAACAAUCAGCAGGUAUUUUAUCACAACAACAAGAACAACAACUCGAAGAAAUGAUGUGUGGUGGUGCCUAUGAUGAUGAACAAUACGACUUGAACAAUCAACCAUUACCAGAUGAAACCAAUGUAUCAUUAUACGAUUUAGUAAGCCAAGAGGAUCCAACCAAAUUAUUUGGUGAAGGUUCCACUAAAAUUGGUGAAGGUGCAGCUGGUGAAGUAUUUGUUGUCACUCAAUUAAAGACAAACAACAAGGUUGCCAUCAAAAAGAUGCCAUUGAAUCAACAAAAUAUGAAAUUGAUAGUCACUGAAAUUGGUAUUAUGAAAUCUUGUAGACAUCAAAAUAUCAUUGAUUAUAUCGACAGUUAUUUAGUUGGUGACUCACUUUGGGUCGCUAUGGAAUUUAUGGGUGGUGGUUGUUUAACUGAAAUUUUAGAACAAUUUAAUUCUGUCAAAUUAGUUGAAGCUCAAAUUGCUUAUGUUUGUGCUGAAACAUUAAAAGGUCUUGCAUAUAUUCAUAGUCAACAUAGAAUUCAUAGAGAUAUUAAGAGUGAUAAUAUUUUAUUAGGUUCAGAUGGUAGUGUUAAAUUGGCAGAUUUUGGUUAUGCUGCGCAAUUAACAAAAUCCAAACAAAAGAGAGUUACAAUCGUAGGUACACCAUAUUGGAUGGCACCAGAGUUAAUUAGAGGUCAAAACUAUGAUAGAAAAGUUGAUAUUUGGAGUUUGGGUAUUAUGGCUAUGGAAAUGGCAGAAUCUGAACCACCAUAUAUGUCAUUCCCACCACUUCGUGCUCUCUUUUUAAUUACCACCAAAGGUAUACCCGACUUAAAAGAUCAAAACAAAUGGUCAGAUGACUUUAAAGAUUUUGUAAAGAAAUGUUUAGAUAAAGAUGUAGAAAAUAGACCUGAAGCAAAAGUUUUAUUAAAUCAUCCUUUCUUAAAGACUGCCUGUAAUAGUAAUGGUUUAGUACCAGCAAUAAUGGAAGCUAAAAAAGCUAAAGAAGCUCAUAGUAAAUUUUCAAUUCAUUAA